Messenger RNA from Coregonus sp. 'balchen', 1852 nucleotides. Lineage: Eukaryota; Metazoa; Chordata; Actinopteri; Salmoniformes; Salmonidae. The record is from the annotation of a GenBank genome assembly.
AUGUCUUCAGAGUUGAAUGUGGUGCCAGAGGAGCGUGGGGCCAGUGUAGGCCUGUGUUCCAGCAGUAACUCCAGUCUCCCCACCGUGCCCAGUGAGGGAGCCAGUGGUGUGGGGAAGGUGACCAGCUCGGCUGUCAGUCCUGCAGGACCCAACAGGUGCCCUCUACUUCACGGUGAGGGCUCAAACUGACCGUACACAUUGUUUUUGUGCUUGUCUGUUUAUGGGUCUUGUGUGUUUGUUUCAAGGAGGGCCCAUUGUUUUGAAGAGAUAAAUGACAUUGUCAGCCCAACCGUUUAGAUUACAUCACUUUAGAUUACACGUUUUUAUCUGAAGUGAUCGCUCCUAUUUGAAAGCAUUUUACUGACUAGGAGACAAAGCAAAGCUCUGCCACAAAGAUUGAUUGUCAAAUUGCCCAAGAAAUUAGAAGGAGAAAGAGGCCCACGCAUGAGUCACUUAAAAGGCACGAACCGCGUGGGCGUCUGAUUUUCUCCUUAGGGGUGGAGGACUUAUGGGAAAAGAGAUGAGAUUUGCCAGUCUGGAUUUUGAGGCCUGUGGAGAGUAGAGGGAUGUGUGUGUGCUUGACAGAAAUAUCAGAGUAAACAAUAUAAGUCAAAUAUAAAGUAGUGCUAAGGUUUAAUUGCAGUUCUCAGACAGAGUCAAAUCAGGCUGAAGAUGAUGCCUGCUGAUAAUGUAUUGUGGCUGCUGGGUAGAAAUUGGUGGCAGAAAUGUUUUUCUGUUUAAACCGACAGGCUUUCCUGAAGUCGGAGGUCAGUGCUGAGAACAUCUUAUUUUGGCAGGCAUGUGAGAAGUUCCGACAGAUCCCAACCAAUCAGAAAGAGAAGGUACUUCACAGAUUAAAACGGAUUUGGAGAGUUUCAAGAUGACUCUGUGUGCUAUUCUAAGAGGGGUCUCUGUGAGUCAGGGUCUGACCAUUAUUUCUCUUCUGUCCAGUUGAACCAGGAGGCUCGCUCCUUCUACAACAACGACAUCUCAGGCAGUGCCUCCCAUCCCAUCAACGUAGAUGACACAGUCCGCAUCGAGGAACGGUCUUGUGAGAAACCCUCACCCUGACAUGUAUCACAAUACCCAACAACAGGUCCACCACCGUGGACACAUCAUUAUAAAGUAUAUUCAAAUGUAAUUCCAUUUAGCAGACUUUCUAAAGCAACUUACAGUCAUGCGUGCAUACAAUUUUUACGUACGGGUGACCCUGGGAAUCGAACCCACAAUCCUGGCGUUGCAAGUGCCUUGCUCUGUCAACUGAUUCAUACAGGACAAUAUAAUCUACUGUACCAAGGCUCACUAGAAAAUAAUGAAAUAUUCCUCUAUUCCCUUACGGUAGUAAGGCCAUUUAUUGCUGUGGGAAACACAGUAGGAAAAAUAAGAAAUGCCCAUGAAAACUGAGUUUAGUUACAAAGAUGGUUGUGCUGCCUGACUUGACGAGGCUUCUCCUCUGUCUCUCCCUCACUUUAGAUCUUCAAGCUGAUGAAGUAUGACAGCUACAUUAACUUCGCUCCCAGCUCUACCAGAGUUGCAUGUUGGCCUAUGUGGAGGGCAGGCCUCUACCUGAGCUGGGACCCUGCUCGAAAAGCACAGCAAACAGGAAGACUGCUGGGACUGACAGCGCCUAUCUCAGUGACAGGCACAAGGCUGACCAGAAACCCCAAAAGGUACUGUACAGUACUGUGAAGCUUGGCUAUAAUGUUUGUGCAUAAACCAACUCAUGACUGAUUGUUCUUAGAAACCAAAGGUCAAACCAGGAAAGUCUCUUCCUUUGGAUGUGGACGAGGGAGCAGAGAAGAAGAUUAAAGCUCCACAGAACAAGCUAACCAGAGAGAAACGCCAGGAAUAG